AUGGGCACCCUGCCGGAAGAACGUGUUCUAAAGGCCCUCGAUCCUCCUCCGGACGAUGUCAACGAAUGGCCAGACUUCGCGCUACGAGAAGCAAAGAUCUUCUACCAGGGCAAAGGCCGGUAUGCAGAUCUGCUUCAGGCUUCGGAUGAGACACCUUUAUGCGUUGUAGGCGAAUUGAUGCCAUUAGACGACGAGCAGGACCAUCUAGCUUUGACAGACGUUCCCACUCACGCAAGAAUAAAGAUAGACAAUGUCACAAAUUACAGUUUUGGUCAAGAUGACAACGGCAAGCCGGUCAUCUGGGCUGCGGGCAAAGCAGGCUGGUACGAGAUAUCGCCCUCCGACCGCUACCUGAGUCACUACAACGAUACGGUCGAAGCUAUCGACCUCUUCUACUUUAUGGUGGAUCAGCACAAUAAGCUGCCGCGGAAACAACAGCGGUUCGGCUUCAAGAUAGAUCCCUUCCUCGCAGACUACCAGAAGCACACGGACUAUAGGUUUGACGACGACGACGAAGCCAUGGAGACGAUCCACAAACACCAUCGCUUUCUGCUGAGGCAGAUGAUAGAGGAGCGGGAAGAGGUUGACUGGUCCCAAACAUAUCUCUGGAAGCACUUGGCCGAAACAUAUGCCGACGAGCUGGAAGAAUUGAAAGCCACUCUGGCGCGUCUGAAUCAAGCAGACCAACGGAUAGAGGAGGAGGAGGAGGAGGAGUCGUCGUCUUCAUCUUCGUCAUCGUCGUCAGAAGGAGAGGAAGAAUCAGAGUCAGAAUCAGAGUCAGGGGAGCAGAAUACAUUGCGUGCCGAUGCAACCAAAACGUCGGACGAUCCCGACGAAGAAUCUGGUGAAGACGAAUCCGAAGACGCUUCCGAAACAGCUAGCAGUGGCUCAGGGGACAACAAACCCGAGCCAAUUGACUGGACCGAGCCGAUCUGGGACAUGCUCAACAUCCUCCGCAAAUCUGCCAACUUCAACAUGCGCCACUGCGGCAUCGACCAAGCCGCUUCGGAGCUCGAAAAACUUCCUACAUUCCAAGGCACCCAUUCGGACGCGGUCGCGGCCUUCGAACGCUCAGCGGCACCGCUUCUAAAACUUAUGAACGAGGCCAAAUUGCGCAAGAAAUUCAAUUGGUCUACCCGGAGAAUAUACGACGAAUUGGAAGCCACGCUUGCAGAGGAAGUCGCCGAGGAAACGAUCAAGACGCCAGGCAAACCCGGGAACAGAGAGAAACAACGGCACCGGAUGAAGUCUGUGCUGCGGCCCAGUGGAGCCAGCAAGUCCCAUAAACGUGCUAGAGGCACGGUGGACGAGGAUGAAGACGAAGAGAUGGAGGACGUGGCUAUCUCGUCCCCCGUUGCUCGACGGCAAGGUGCAGCUGCGCUCUCCGCGCCGAGGGCCAGAGAAGCCACCAUCGACUCGGAUGCCAGCCGGGAAGACAGUCCGAGUCGGCAGCUCAACGGGCAUUUCGACCCGUAUGGAUUGCCAGAGUUGCCGCCCGGGCCGGAGGCGCAAGAAAUGCUCGACUUGGUCGCACAAGAGGCCAAGCGAGUCGGUCGGCAGAACCAGACGGGCCAUCUUAAGGAGUUUCUCGGCCAGUGGGUGGUCUAG
Cladophialophora yegresii CBS 114405 is the source of this 1608-nucleotide messenger RNA. RefSeq lists its product as uncharacterized. NCBI's taxonomy places the organism in Eukaryota, Fungi, Ascomycota, Eurotiomycetes, Chaetothyriales, Herpotrichiellaceae. The record is from RefSeq and is a predicted model, not a curated record. Bases 1 to 1608 code for a protein of 535 amino acids. The transcript has a single exon.